Lytechinus variegatus (green sea urchin) is the source of this 1347-nucleotide messenger RNA. Its product is annotated as ethylmalonyl-CoA decarboxylase-like. Gene Ontology annotation, cellular component: cytosol. The coding region runs from base 73 to 1068 and encodes 331 amino acids. The transcript has 3 exons. The record is from RefSeq and is a predicted model, not a curated record. Gene Ontology annotation, biological process: fatty acid beta-oxidation. Lineage: Eukaryota; Metazoa; Echinodermata; Echinoidea; Temnopleuroida; Toxopneustidae. Gene Ontology annotation, molecular function: enoyl-CoA hydratase activity.
AACGAAUUCGCUGGCAGUGCAUUUCCGAGUGGACAGCAGACAGAAUCCUGAAUAAAUAAUUUGAAGAUCAUCAUGCGUUCCUUAGUGAGGCUAUCGUUUCCUCUCGUGAGACACUACUGCAAUCGCGGCAUUCCGUAUAAGACCGAAGCCACCCACUCAGGCGUCAACCUCACCGAGACCACUCCUAGUUAUCGUAUGGACCAGUCCAUCGCCCUCACCGACACCUCGACCAAGCAUUCGGUGUUUAAUGAGCAGCGGGUCAGAGUUCAACUUGCUCAGCUUGGAGAUGGGAGUGUUGACCUGGUCAAGGACGACGAGACAGGAGUAGCAAGGAUCGUUCUGAAUAAUCCUAGCAAAGGAAAUGCCUUGUCAGGAAAAAUGAUGGUUGAUUUCUCAGACGUCGUUGAUGACCUAGAGGUGUGGGAGAAUGGAAAGGGUGUUGUUCUUCAUGGCAGUGAGGAGUGUGACCAUUUUUGCAGCGGUGGCGAUGUGUCUGUUUUGAGUGGCUUGGAUAAACCGGAAGCAGGGGGAAUGAUGUGUCUCUUCAUGCAGAACACCCUCAGCAGGCUGCAGCGUCUUCCUAUGAUCAGCGUCGCUCACGUCCACGGGCAAGCAAUAGGGGGUGGGGCCGAGCUCUUGACUGCAUGCGACUUCCGCCUUUGGACGGAAUCCACGGAACUCCAGUUCAAGCAGGCCAAGUUGGGACUUUCCCCUGGAUGGGGCGGCGGUGCACGGCUAGUUGGCAUUGUUGGUCCACAGAGGGCGCUACAGCUUCUUGCAGGAUGCCAGAAGGUUACAGCCUCUGAAGCACUUGAGUUUGGGCUCGCUACUGAAGUCUUGCCAAGAAGUGGUGACAGUGUACAAGAUGCUGCAGAGUGGCUUAGUCAGUACACACAGCCGUCUGUAGACAUCCUCAGUGGUAUCAAGGAACUUGUACUUGCAGCCACCCAUCUUCCUCUGGACAAAGCAUUAAAAGUGGAGCGUGAAAUCUUCACCAGUCGCUGGUGGAGUUCCGAGCAUGAGGAAGGAUUUAAGAAGGUUCUAGAUAAAUUACAACGGGGAAAGUAACACCUGUCGGCACUAUGACAUUGCAUGAGGACACCCAGAAAUGAGUUUUAUUUGUGAUGUUAUUUCUUUGAGUUAGUUGCUUUCUAACUUUAUAUUCUGUGCUGCACCAUCAUCUUAAUAUCAUUUUUCAAUACUUACAGUGUAAGUAUUUGAGGGAAUUGAAUGACCAUUAAACAUUAUGUAUUUUGUAAAAUAUUCAAUUAUUUUGCUGUUGAAUCCUUAAUAAAUGGUCAGUAUGUUCCACUCAUCGCUUGAUGUGGUAAAAUGACAAUUCCCGGA